This is a messenger RNA of Geodia barretti, 981 nucleotides long. NCBI's taxonomy places the organism in Eukaryota, Metazoa, Porifera, Demospongiae, Tetractinellida, Geodiidae. The record is from the annotation of a GenBank genome assembly.
AUGAGGAGGAGGAUGAGGAGGAGUCUAACCGGGAGGUGGUGGGAGGUGGGAGGACAGCUGAUGCCCACUCCACUGAUGACAUGGGGACUGACCUCCGCUCAACCUCAACCUCUCACAUCUCACGCUCCUUCGUCACUGACUGAUCUGGAACUGGAAUUGUAUUACAUCGUUAAAUAUUUCAUACCUAGCUAUUAUACUAACCUGCAGCAAGAGAUUUUGUUAUGCCCAAAAUAUUUGCCUCUGCGGGCCCCUUCCACAUACACCUUUGGUUUACGCAUGCGCGCGCACUUUCGACUCCGCCUCACUCGCAAACCACGGAUGGCACGAAAGCGGCUGAAGCCGAGUAAACUGGAGAUGGAGCUGGAGGACCUGGCAGUCCCAGAGAGGAAGGCAAGUCUGGAGCAGUACUCUACACCUCCCCAUAUCGCCGCACACCUCCUGUGGGAAAUCUCCCAGCACUGCGGCAGCAUCCGAGACGAGUUCGUCUUGGAUCUCGGCUGCGGGAACGGGAUACUAGGGCUAGGGUGCCUUCUACUGGGGGCAAAGUUCGUGGUGGGGGUCGACAUUGAUCACUCUAUGAUUGAAUCAGCUCGAAAAAAUGCCGCGGGUCUCGGGUUCACUGAAGGAAAUAUCUAUUUUGUGAACCAAGACGUACGAGAGUUUGAUGUAGGGACAUCGGAUAUUCCUGGCCUUGUUGGAUGCCAAGUGGACGCUGUAGUUAUGAAUCCACCGUUUGGAACUAUGAAGGAUUCGACUGGGAUUGAUGCUGUCUUUGUGUGUAAGGCACUGGAGAGUGCUAAGAUAGUUUACUCUAUGCACAAGAGCUCGACGCGGGAGUUCUGGAAGAAGAAAGCAGUAGAACUUGGUGUCCAGGUGAAUGUGCUGACAGAGGUGAAGUUCAAUAUAGAGCAAACAUUCCGGUUUCACAAGUACAAGAGUGUGGAUAUACAAGUUGAUUUGAUACAGUUUCGUAAAUUAUAG